UCUGCGCCCAUCUUCAGUUGAGUCUUCUUGGUGGGUGAUCUAUCCGUACCGGUAGUUGGGUUCGGUCAGUUCAUCUGUGUCGCUUCUUCGAGUAACACCGAACUUUACCCUUUCUCGAGAGUGUGGAACAAAUGUUUGAACCACUGUUAAGUAACUGUUAAAAGGAAAAGUGUACAAUCGUAUCCAACACUGAAAUUGAAUAAUUUCCGUGAGACUAUAGGAAAAUAUCCAUGCACGCGGUGUGAGUGUAUAAUACGAGAAGAAGAGGAUUCAUAUCUCGUUCUCCUAAUAUGAGUAGAUAGUUACUGCAACAAAGAGAACAAAACCGAAAGUGAAAAGCUCCUAGAGCAAAUUAAAAACAUUCUUUCGUGGAAGGUAUAAAGCAGAAGACGCACGGAAAACGCUUUGAGGAGAUCGGAUUUUUCCGAAUGAGUGCAGUAAAAAAAGUUCAGCAUCGCACUCGGUUGUAAAGGACAUUAAAGAGUUGCAUUGCGCCAGAGUUGAGAGGAAGCAGUGAACAGUGCCAAUACGAUAUAGCACCGGUGUGAGCAUAAGCGACUUUGUGUGUGUUUCUAUAAACAAAACGACGUUGGAGGAGAUUGGUCUCAGGAAGUGAAAUCCAAUACAAAAGCUGCAAAGCUGACGCUGUACCGCAUCGGAGAGAUGCCUUCGCUGCAACAGACUAGCUUCAAGGAUUGGCCAAGUCCCGAUAUUGCACGAUCGCUCACAGGACCAGACAUACUCCAGAAACAUUCAAUCAACUCACUACUGCUGGAACACAAUGAAAUCAUCAGCAGGGGCCUGCCGUCACCAAUUGAAGAAAAUGUGUCGUUUUCGGAUAUUUUGGGCUCAUCACAAUCAUCGCAAUCUACCUCCACCUCGUCGUCACUCGGUGCCAGCAGCAGCAGUAACAGCAACAGCUGCAAUCUAUCAUCUAACAAGGGCAGCGGCUCCCAACAACAGCCAACCUCUCUGGCAUCUUUUUCAUCCCUCGGGUGUCCUGACAGUGCCAGCAGCAUCCUCAGUCUGAGUGGACCAAACACGGCCUCGUCGCCAGUUAUCAACACCAAUGCCAAUCCCUUCAACUUCUCCGGUUUGUCAAUAUCCAGUUCCAGUCUGAACUCACCGGAGAUUGGUAGCAAUAAUGGUGGUAACGGAGGAGGAGGUGGUGGUAGCGGUGGACAAUCGCCAACCUACUAUGGCAAUGCCAGCGUGCAAUCAUCGAAGAACUAUGACGAUUUUCGGUUCGACAAUGAUAUUAAUUUAUCUGGCUCAAAUGGACCGAGCAGUUUAACGUCUGAGACGUUGAAGUUGUUGCAACGCAAUAUGGGUACAUACGACUGUUCUUUGCCCACAUCACCAAACUCAUCUUCCACUGGCAUGUGUGCAAGAUAUUUUCGCGGAUCGCAACAACUCAGCGACCUGAAUCACAACUAUGAGGCGAAUAGCACCUCCUCUCUCUUCGGUGGCAAUCAGUCUUUGUCACGUUCCAAUUCCCCGCCCGACAAUGACCAGUCGAGUCUGCUGUCCAAUUUUGAUAGCGCCAACAUUUUGGACAUGAUCAAUUAUCUCGCCAUCAACCAGCAGCAUCAAAACGGACACAACCAACAUCACUAUGGUAGUAGCUCGGGCAGCAACAGUAACAACAGCAAUAGUACCAACAGCAACUCCCAAUCAACACAGUCACAGUACAGUCAGAUGUCGAAUCAGAAUCAGUUCUAUCAGCAUCAAUCACAAGGAGGAUCUUCCUUCGGAAAUGGAAGUUGCAACAGUCAGUCUGGAAACAACGGGGGAAGUGGUGGUGGUGGAAACAGCUUUGUCAGUGACUAUGAACGGUUGCAGAACCUACAGGCCCUGAACACGUUGCGUCUAUUGCAGCAGUCGCAACAACUGUCACAAUUGCAGUUGCAACAGUAUCAAUUCAAUCAGCUGCUCCCAAACUACAAUAACACACAGCUUAAAAACUGGUCGCUGCAAAACUCUCCACCAUCGUCCAGCAGUGGCGCCAACGAUAUCAAUCUGGACCGGAUUGCACGAUUUCACCGUUCAUCAGCUGCUCAUUACGAUGCAACCUGUACAUGGAGCGGCGUGCUUCCUCCACGCUCCCAUCGAUUGGUGACUUACUCCUCGAAAAUCUUUCUUGGCGGCAUGCCUUGGGACAUCAGUGAGCAGUCGUUGGUGCAGAUUUUCAAACCAUUCGGUUCCAUCAAGGUUGAAUGGCCAGGCAAGGAACAGCAGGCAACACAGCCGAAAGGAUACGUCUACAUUAUUUUCGAAUCGGACAAACAGGUCAAAGCUUUGCUGCAGGCCUGUACCUAUACGGACGCAAACUGCUAUAAUGGUUCGAGUCGUGGUUCCAAUUCAUCUGUUUCCAGCAUCCUCUCCUACUCGUCUGGUGGUGAAGAUCAGCAGCAGCUACAACUAGUGCAACAAUCCAACCAACAGUUGCAGCUAAUGCAUCAGAAUAAACCCCUGCCUGCACCUGGGGCCCGAAUCAACUUCAAAAUCUCUUCAAAACGAAUCAAAUCAAAAGACGUCGAAGUGAUUCCUUGGAACAUUGCCGAUUCCAACUACGUGAAAUCCACUUCGCAAAAGCUUGACCCGACCAAAACCGUAUUUGUUGGAGCGCUUCAUGGACAGCUGACGGCCGAAGGCUUGGCAAAGAUUAUGAACGAUCUGUUUGACGGAGUCGUGUACGUUGGAAUCGAUACAGAUAAGUACAAGUAUCCCCUUGGAUCGGCUCGGGUGACCUUCAACAAUUCACGCUCGUAUAUGAAGGCUGUUGUGGCUGCGUUUAUCGAGAUUAAAACAGCGAAAUUCACGAAGAAGCUACAGGUUGACCCUUAUCUGGAGGAUUCGCUCUGCUCAAUGUGUGGAGUUCAACACGGACCUUAUUUUUGUCGAGAGAUUGUUUGCUUCAGAUACUUCUGCCGGUCAUGUUGGCAGUUCCAGCAUAACCGAGACAGCUCGCUACAGAACCAUAAGCCUUUGACGCGCAAUUCGAAAUCGACUACCAUUGUCGGAGUGGGUCCUCAGCAGACAACACUUGCAUCAAUGCAACAACAUUCACAGACACAGCACAACCAUUCUCAGUUUAACUAUCAUCAGCAGCAUAACUCCCAUUCGCAGCAUCACCAUAACCAUAGCUAUCAUGGUUCACUGCAUGGUUCUCCCAAGUCGCCUUCGCCACCGAGCAGCAAUAGCAGCAGUAGCAACAGUUCAGCGGAUUCGUCACCAAUUUCCUGUCAUGGACCAGCCAACCUACACCAACAGCUGCAGCAACAGUUUGGCAGUCUCUAAAACGUGAGUGACAAUCCACAUGCUUUCAGUAGUGUUGCUCUUGAAAAAGCAAACUAUCACGUGUGGCCAAAUCCCAUUAUGGUGCCAAAGCUCGGCACCAAUCGUUGUUAUUUAUUAGAAAUUAUUGUUGAAUCGUGAACGUCACAACAUUUUGUUUGUUACAUCAUACGUAUUAAUCAAUGCUCAAACUAUGCGGCAAGAGCAUAGAUAAUCCACUCGCAUGUUGUUAGUUGUAAAGCGACAGGGGUAGUAAUGCAUAGCGCUGAAACACACCCGUCGAGGCAUUCCUUUGGGAAAUUUCCUCGCUCGAAAUUUCCUCAACGCAAAGGAAUUCCACCGGGAGGAAAUUAGAUGAUUUCACCUGCAUCAAUUCGUAGCAUCUUCAAUGCGUUAACGUACGGCAUUGCAGAGUUUAGUAAUAAUAGCGUGAUAUUGUUACUUAAAUUGCAACAGUUUGCUACAAAAUCUUUAGAUUGAAAUCCCCAAACAACGAUCGUGAGAAGAUUGUACGAAUUGAAAGCGAUGCCUCCUUGCAAAAUGAUGUCGCUGUAACUCGCUAAAUGCUUGUGGAUCCCAAAACUUGUUGACUAGCGAUGGAUUUUGAAUCCCAAAACACACUGAAAUGUUUUUGAUUACUUUUAAGAAAAUUGCAGUUUUUAUGCAAAACCGCUCGAUUCGGGAAAAGUAAAAAAAAGAAAAAUGAAAAUCAAACACGAACAUACCAACUGAAGGAACAAUGGGAAAGUAAACUGUGAGGAAAAGCUCUUUUUAUACAACAUUUUAAACGUGGAAUGCCUAUCUUGUGUGCGAAAAGAAGAAAAAAUAUGCGUGUUUUAGUUAGGCAAAAAUCAAACUGUUAUGUACCGCCUUGCGCUUUACGAAAAAGGUGUCGACGGCAGGUUAGAACGCAGCUGUAAAUUUUAAGAUGCAUUGUCUAAGGAAUGUUGUUUUUUUUUCAAAAGUAAUCUCAAUCCGCAAUUGUAAUUUCGAUUCCCUUUUCUGUUAUUUAUCUUAGUUAUUUAUUGAUUUAUUUAUUUUUCCUUAACUUAAGGCGUAGUUUAACGAUAGGGAAUUGUAAAAUCUCUUAAUGAGCUUUUCAUUAAUCUGUAAUCAAUCGAUCGUACAGUACCGGUUAAAAAGGUAUAGACCAAUUUCAAGUUUGUUUGGUUGCAUUUAAGCUCUCUAGAAAGCAUUUAGAUUCAUAUCAGAAUGAUUCGCGAAUCAUUAUGAACUCAAAUAUUGUCCAGUAUGUCUUUUUGCGUUCUUAUUUAUUAUUCAUUUUUUUGUAAACCAUACACUUGAGAAUAAAAUGUUCUGGCAUAUUAAUAUAUUAUAUGAAAAACUACGUUCAUCAG
Molecule: messenger RNA, 4655 nt
Organism: Aedes aegypti (yellow fever mosquito)
Lineage: Eukaryota; Metazoa; Arthropoda; Insecta; Diptera; Culicidae
Gene: orb
Product: cytoplasmic polyadenylation element-binding protein 1
Exons: 9
Coding region: 664-3300 (878 amino acids)
Biological process (GO): negative regulation of cytoplasmic translation
Cellular component (GO): neuron projection; nucleus; cytoplasm
Molecular function (GO): mRNA 3'-UTR binding; ribosome binding; translation factor activity, RNA binding
Source: RefSeq, a predicted model, not a curated record